This is a messenger RNA of Metarhizium brunneum ARSEF 3297, 549 nucleotides long. RefSeq lists its product as uncharacterized. The record is from RefSeq and is a predicted model, not a curated record. NCBI's taxonomy places the organism in Eukaryota, Fungi, Ascomycota, Sordariomycetes, Hypocreales, Clavicipitaceae.
AUGAAGUUUCCAACCGUUCUGCUCGCUGUCUCCGGCGCCCUGGCGAUUCCGCAAGCCCAACAGAGUGACGCGAUUGCUCGCCGCGCCCAAGUUCUUUGCGGGAGAGCCGAAAACAUCAACAUGUCCCAGUGCAAGACAGACACCGAGAAAUGCAUCACAGACAGUCUGGCCGAGAAGAAGCUGGAUAGUGUCCCAUCACCUGCCGACUUCAUCUUCUGGGGCAACGUCAAGAGAUGUGGCCUCGGGAAGCAAAUCGGAUCCAAAAACUCGACGCCGCAGAACUUUGUUGCCUUGAACAACGGCGUCCUUACCCUCAUCGAUGGCUGCGAAGUACAGGAGGGCAACGUCUUCUACUGCAAUGAAUGGCCUAAAGGCAAUCCCGGAUCUUGCAGCAGCGAAGACAAGAAUUGCUAUCCGAUGAGCAUGCUUCCCGAGCUUUGUGCCGAGGCAGGAGUGUGCAAGACGUGUGAAUACGGGCUUUCCAACAGGGGCGGCUUCGGUAAGAGAGCCGGCUUUUCUCCUAACACCAUCUACUGCAAGCUGGAGUAA